Molecule: messenger RNA, 1028 nt
Organism: Phoenix dactylifera (date palm)
Lineage: Eukaryota; Viridiplantae; Streptophyta; Magnoliopsida; Arecales; Arecaceae
Source: RefSeq, a predicted model, not a curated record
CCAAUCUCUGCUCCUCUCGAAGCUGCUCGCGUCGUCUGCUCAAUAAAAAAAGAAAUCCAGAACCAAAACACCAAUCAUUCUAAUCCUCUCUCUUUCUUUCUCUCUCUGAGAGGAAGAGAAGAUAGAAGAAGAGGGGUUUCGAAAUCUCUGCAUGGCUCUCGCUUGCUCUCUGCCUCGCUUGCCUCUGCCUCGCCUGAACCCUGCCGAUCCUUGGUCACCAUCGAUGCCUAUAAAUCGUCUUUCUUUCUCCCUCUCUUCUUCCCAUCCCCCUCCUUUCUGGGCGAAGAGGGUCAACCCCUUCUCCACCUCCCGAAGAGGCCGGUGCGGAGCAAGGGCAGAGAUGCAUGAAUCUGGAAGCACUUUGGGUGUAGAUGCUUUCACAAUGGUCAAACAUGUGCUUCUUCCAAUUGCUGACCGGAACCCUUACCUCUCAGAAGGAACAAGACAGGCUGCAGCAACCACCACUGCUCUGGCUAAAAAGUACGGAGCAGACAUCACGGUUGUUGUUAUUGACGAUAAGCCGAAAGAGUCGAUCCCAGAGCAUGACACUCAAUUAUCUAGUAUCAGAAGGCACCUUUCAGAAGGUGGCUUUAAGGAAUUUGGUUUGAUGGAGAGGCUCGGAGAUGGAAAGAUGCCAACUGCUAUUAUAGGCGAGGUUGCCGAUGAUUUGAACUUGGAUCUAGUAGUCUUAAGCAUGGAAGCAAUCCAUUCAAAGCAUGUUGAUGGAAAUUUGUUGGCAGAGUUCAUUCCCUGUCCUGUGUUGCUUCUGCCUCUGUAAUAUAUGCGAUCGGCGGUAUGUUGUGUAAAUUUUAUAUUUUGUAGCAGAGCCUAACUCAAGAUUUUUGCCAACCGUUAUCCCAUCUCAGCUUCCCCCCACCAUGUUUCUUUCCUGUAACCCUCCAAAUGUCAACUUUCUAAAAUGCAGAGCUAUCUUCUGCUUGUAAACUGAGUCAUAAAAUCAUUAUCCUGGUGCAGAAACUCCAAAAAAAUAUAAUUCUUAGUUACUUUGAAAGAGUUACAGAGAGUAA